AUGUCGGGAAGCACGGGCUUGCCCUCGCCUGACCCGUCGGUACCGCCUUCCUCGGCGCCAUCCAGACCCGAGUUCACCUUCCUCCUGAUGAGCGUCCCGCCCUCGACCGUGCUCAAUACCGAGCAGAUGGCAGAGAUCGGAUUCCAUGACCCGAAAGAACGGCCGUAUCGACGGAACCAGGUCAGCGCAACUUUCUUUCGUGCGACUACUGCGACAAGGCAGACCACAUCUGCCGUUGCCGGGCCCUCAAGACAGCUCCACGUGGACGAGGCUACUUGA
Messenger RNA from Vanrija pseudolonga, 279 nucleotides. RefSeq lists its product as uncharacterized. The record is from RefSeq and is a predicted model, not a curated record. The transcript is spliced from 2 exons. NCBI's taxonomy places the organism in Eukaryota, Fungi, Basidiomycota, Tremellomycetes, Trichosporonales, Trichosporonaceae. Bases 1 to 279 code for a protein of 92 amino acids.